AAGAUGGUUGAAGAUCCAAAGAGAAAACUGCUCAUUGUUCUUACUGUCCUCUUGCUGCCCAGCUCAGCACAAACAGGGAAUACAGACAGACUCUCAGGGCAUCACUGCACUGGCUUUGAGACAGCCAAUUUCCUACGGGGGAGCAAACUUAAAGUCCAAUUUCUUCUGUUCACUUCCUCGAGCCCCAGCUGUGGAGAGCUGAUUUCAGCUGAUGGUGGCAUCAAGAACUGCAGUUUCAACAGCAGCCUGAAAACCAAAAUCAUCAUCCAUGGCUUCAGGGCUUUGGGUACCAAACCUUCCUGGAUUGAAGGGCUUAUCCAAGCCAUACUGCACAACAGCCAGGUGAAUGUGAUUGCGGUAGACUGGGUUUAUGGGUCUACAGGAGUCUAUCCCUCCGCAGUGGAAAAUGUCACACAGCUGGCCCUCACCAUCUCCCAAUUCAUCAGCAAGCUCCUGGCCCUGGGAGUCUCAGGGACAUCUAUCCACAUCAUUGGAGUAAGCCUUGGAGCACAUGUUGGGGGCCUGGUGGGGCACUUCCAUGGUGGUCGCCUGGGACAGAUAACAGCCCUGGAUCCUGCAGGCCCUAAGUACACCAGAGCCAGCCCUGAGGAACGCCUGGAUCCUGGGGAUGCCCUCUUCGUGGAAGCCAUUCAUACUGAUGCUGACAAUUUCGGGAUCCGGAUUCCAGUAGGCCACAUCGAUUAUUUUGUCAAUGGAGGCAAAGAUCAGCCAGGAUGCCCCCGAUUCAUCUCUGCAGUCUAUAACUUUCUGAUCUGUGAUCACAUGAGGGCAGUACAUCUCUACAUCAGUGCCUUGAACCAUCCCUGUCCCAUCGUGGGGUUCCCCUGUGCAAGCCAUCAAGAUUUUCUAAAUGGUCAUUGCCUGGACUGUGCAGAACCCUUCUUGUCCUCCUGUCCCAGAAUAGGCCUGCUGGAGCAGGCAGGUGUCAACAUGAGCAGGCUGCCACAGGAAGUGAAGGUUUUUUUAAUGACCAGUCCUUCAGCCCCAUUCUGUGUCUACCACAGCCUGGUUGAGUUCCACUUGCAGAAGAAAAGAAACAGAGUCACCAGCAUUGAGAUCAGUUUCAGCAGUAACAGCACCAAGGAUACAGCCAAAAUCACCAUACCUAAGGACCAGGAGACAGGCAAACAGCUGCUGGCCCACCAAGUUCCCCUCUGCCAGAUAAAUAGUAUUACCCUGAAGUAUAUCCCCAAGAAUCGUUUUUGGAGCAAGGAUGAGCCAUUCGUUGUUGGCAAGUUCUGUGUAGCGCCACUGCCUCUCAAUAGCAGCAGGAUAAUGUCAUGUCUGCCCUGGAGCCUCACCCUCCCCAGCAAAACAGACAUCUCAUAUGACCUGCCUACUGCUUGUACCUAGCUCUGCCUUCAGGAUACAGAGAAUCAGAAAGGAGAUCUAAACCUUUUGUUGCUCUCUGCUCCCAGAUGAGAGCAGACUGGAUGGGUUUUUCAGUCCCUGCAUUCGGGGGAAGAUGUCAAGCAAAAGAAGCGUGUGAGAGAUUGACAAAUACAAGGUUAACUGGUUACAGCAAAAUCUUCCAGCUAAAACACUGGUUUGACA
Molecule: messenger RNA, 1575 nt
Organism: Catharus ustulatus (Swainson's thrush)
Lineage: Eukaryota; Metazoa; Chordata; Aves; Passeriformes; Turdidae
Gene: PLA1A
Product: phospholipase A1 member A
Exons: 11
Coding region: 4-1374 (456 amino acids)
Biological process (GO): lipid metabolic process
Molecular function (GO): carboxylic ester hydrolase activity; lipase activity
Source: RefSeq, a predicted model, not a curated record